AUUUGAUAAUCACCAGGACUCUUGUUUUUAAUAAAUUUUCUUUUUUUCCUCCCUUUUAUUCUUUUUUCCAUACAAUGGCAGUUACGGGUCGCUUGGCUGAUAUUGCACAAAAGUCUGCUGUUCUUUUCCUCGCAGGAACUACAGGUACCUCCCCCAACACUACACACUCUUAUACUACGGCUUAACACUUUCAUAGUUUAUUACAUGGUCAAUGUGGGUAUGCUUGUAAACCGUCGAAUGGAGUUAAAGAAGCAAGGCAAGCUUCAUGAGGAACUCGGUCGUCUCAAUGAUAUUUUGGAGGCACAAACCGCCAGCAAUAAAAGUCUUCAUGCUGAAACAUCCACUACACCUACACCUUUCCCUGAUGCAGGAAGACCCGGACAAGUGAAAGAGCUUUAAUUUUCUUUUUUUUUUUGUACACAACAUUUUCAUUAUUCUUUAAUUAAACAAGGGUUUAUAUGUAUAUACAUUUGUAUACACACACACACACACAUACACAUACACACACACACACUCAGUUUUAUGGAUGGUCAUUAUGAAUCUCGGACAAAGCCU
Mucor mucedo is the source of this 555-nucleotide messenger RNA. RefSeq lists its product as uncharacterized. Lineage: Eukaryota; Fungi; Mucoromycota; Mucoromycetes; Mucorales; Mucoraceae. Bases 205 to 399 code for a protein of 64 amino acids. The record is from RefSeq and is a predicted model, not a curated record. The transcript is spliced from 3 exons.